GUUGUUUAGGUAAGAAUUUGGUUCAAACGUUUGUCUCUGGUGCUAAUUUAUGAGGCUAUUAUAUCUCAGUGGUGUUGAAGGAGAAAUUUGUAAAAACUACUGGUUAAGUUUACAAAGCCACACAAUGCGUGUCCGGUGUUAUGUCUGUCAGGAGCUCUUUGGUGACUCUGAUGUUGUCAUGGCUCCACAAUGUGGUCACACAUUUCACAACACUUGCAUCACACAAUGGCUUGGUACCAAGAAAUCUUGUCCAACGUGUCGUCAAACCACAUCAAAUGAAAAACUAGGCAGAAUCUUCUUUGAUAUUGCUUUCUCUGUUGAAGUAGACUCUGCAGAUCUUCAGCAAAAGCUGGAUGAAACGUCCCUGGAAUUUCAAGUUGUACAAAAAGAACUGAGAGAAGUUAGGCAAGAGAAUCUAGAGAUUCAGAGAGAGAUGGUCUUUCUAGAGGACGAAGCUUCACAUUUUGAGAUUGAACAGUCCCUGGAAUUUCAAGUUGUACAACAAGAACUGAGAGAAGUUAGGCAAGAGAAUGUCACUCUAAAGGAAAAAUCUAACAAGUACGAAAAGGAAAGGUUGGAUCGUGAGUUGGUCAUCCGUCAAUUGGGAACCGAACUAAGUAUUCUCCAACAGAGAGUCGCUUUCCUGAAUAAGCAAGAAGAAGAGCUGCAGUCCGAGCUGAAUACUAAAGUACAACUAAAGCAGAAAGCCGACGAAGAGUUAAGAAAAUGUCGACGACUCCUGAGCACUUUCCGCCUUGAACUCCAGCAAACCAAGAAGGAAUUGAAGGAGAAAGAAGAAGAAGAAGAGAAAUCAAGCUUGGCAGAAGAAUUGAUUGAAAUAUACACUGCAGAAAAUGCAAAACUUAAAGAAAAGCUUAAGGCCCUUACAGAGUCGAUCUCAUCGCCGAGUGGUUAUCCAUCUCGUCUAAUCAAUGAGAGCCCUGCUCCGACCAACCUUCGAAUGUCUAAUCUUCUCAUGACAACGCCAUCGUCCCCUUCUACUCCAUUAGUUCCGCUUAGAAUGAAAAAUUCUAACGUUCCUUCGUCUAGAUUGAUGUUGUCAUCACAAAAUAUUUCGAGCAUGCAGCUUAGCAAACCUGAUAAAGAAGAAGUUACUUCCAGUACUCAGCGAAAGGAGGCUCGCAAAGCUAGCAGUUCAUCCGCAUCCGUCGAUGGUGAAUCCCUGAAGUUUAAAAAAAUGAAAGUCGAUCAGGUACCGUCAACUAGUGGUUAUACCCGUAACUAGUGCCCAUCCAACAAAGAGGUCGAUCGCAAGUUUUUGAGGAACAUGAAGAAAUCGCGCGCACGCAAUCUGAGCACUGCUUUGUCGAUGAGUGUCGCCAAGUACCGCUAGAACCAGGCCAAAAAGUAGUUUCUCAAAUUCGCGAGGAUUAAGUUUUGUGUAAAACUCAAUGUUCUAAAUACAAAUCUUGAUUCUA
Daphnia pulicaria is the source of this 1439-nucleotide messenger RNA. Its product is annotated as E3 ubiquitin-protein ligase TRAIP-like. The transcript has 4 exons. NCBI's taxonomy places the organism in Eukaryota, Metazoa, Arthropoda, Branchiopoda, Diplostraca, Daphniidae. The record is from RefSeq and is a predicted model, not a curated record. The coding region runs from base 50 to 1246 and encodes 398 amino acids.